This is a messenger RNA of Rhipicephalus microplus (southern cattle tick), 2662 nucleotides long. RefSeq names its product ribonuclease Z (gene RNaseZ). The record is from RefSeq and is a predicted model, not a curated record. Gene Ontology annotation, biological process: mitochondrial tRNA 3'-end processing. Gene Ontology annotation, cellular component: mitochondrion. Gene Ontology annotation, molecular function: 3'-tRNA processing endoribonuclease activity. NCBI's taxonomy places the organism in Eukaryota, Metazoa, Arthropoda, Arachnida, Ixodida, Ixodidae.
CCAUGUAACGCAGUGCAGCAUAUGCAGCACCGUCCGAUGAAUGGCACCGAAUCGCGAAAUCUCAAAUGACGGCCUCGCUCGCCUAUGUCCAAAGAUUCUUUUCCUGCCCCCGAGCAGUUUUUAGUCGCGCCUACAGCAAGUCAAACGCGGAUGCCACUGAGCGACUGCUCAAGAUCAUAGAAAGCAUGCCGAAAGUGCCGACCGCUGCGAUACAGCUGAGAGCGCAGCGCAUCAACGCCAAGGCCAAGAAUGCCAACAAGCCAAAACCUAGGCCGUCUGAAAUAUCGCUGUGGGUUCUGGGCAACGGGGGACCGGCAAACCCACAAUCUCUAUAUGUCAGUACCGAUCAAGGGAGAUACCUUUUCAACUGUGGAGAGGGUACGCAGAGGCUGGCGACCGAACACAAAAUGAAGCUGUCCAAAUUGGAGCACCUCUUCUUCACCCACAAUAAAUGGAAAAACAUCGGAGGGCUCCCUGGGCUGGCUCUGACGGUGCAAGACAUCGGUAUACCAGAAUUCUUCAUCCACGGCCCAGCCAACAUGGAGCAGCUAUUUGAAAUGACCAAAGGAUUCAUGAUGCUGCAGAAUAUAACGAUAACCAAGCGAAACCCUUCGGACAAGGUGUUUUCGGACAACUGCAUGGAGGUUGUCUACGUUCCUUUGUUCCCAGACGAAGCCCUAGAUUCGUCGGAAUCUGAUGAAAAUGGUGUCAAAAGGCCUCGAAGAUGUUCGCAAGAUGACCCUGACAGUGCUCCUGUGGUUGCCUUCAUCUGUAAGCCUCACAGCAGACCCGGCCAACUGAACCUGGAGAAGUGCGUGAGCUUCGGCGUUCCGCCUGGCCCUCUGCUAGGAGAACUGAAGUCUGGCCGAGAUGUGACACUUCCCAAUGGCACAGUCGUCAAGUCGCGUGACGUGGUGUCGCCCGAAGAAGCGGGCCCUGUCUUUAUCGUGGUCGAAGUCCCUUCCGAAGAGUACCUGCAGUCACUGCUGGAGGCCGAGCCGUUCAAAAGUCACCAAGUCACGGCUAGCCGAGAAGAGCACGCAGCCAAAGUGGUCGUCCACUUCACACCAUCGUCUGUCAUGAGGCACCCUUUGUACAUGGAAUGGAUCAAAAGGUUCCCUGCAAGCACGACUCACCUGGUCUUGAAUGAGAGCGCCAGCUCCCUGGGUAGUGUCGCACUACAUCGAGCGCAGCAUCGUCUCCAUCUUUUGAGCUCAUCCAUAUUCCCAUUGUUGAACGUAGAGGAGUCUUCUGGUCUCCCGAAGGAGCUUGCCGAACUCAAUUGCGUUGUAGGUGAAACGUUGUCAAGGUACAAGCUUCGACCAUUUCACGGACUUCAGAGGGACUCUGUCGUCUGCAUCCACCCUGAGGCUUAUGUGCAGGAAGCCCACUCCAGUUAUGGCUUCACCGAGAAGCUAGAGGAGUUGAAGGCUGCUGCUGCAUUGAAGAAAGACGAAGCAGCUGGCAGGCCAUCUCACCCGGAAAUUCUUUUCCUCGGCACGGCGUCCGCGAUUCCCGGAAAAGACCGCAACGUCAGUGCCAUUCUCAUCAAUGUCAGCGAAGACAUGACCGUGCUACUCGACUGUGGCGAAGGCACAUAUAAUCAGCUGGUUAGGUUUUACGGCCUCGAGCGGGCCAGGCACGUGCUGACUCGACUCAGCUGCGUCUUUGUCUCGCACCUCCACGCUGACCAUCACUUGGGUUUGGUCAAGGUAUUGAAAGAAAGACAAUCUGCUUUUGAAAUACUGGGCGUCCCGUACGAGCCUCUUCUCGUGGUGGCCCCUAGGUUCAUGGUGCCAUGGAUGGGCCGUUGCAGCCGGGCUUUCGACACGGUGAUGGAGCUCUUCAGGUAUGUGGACAAUGCGUCGCUGCUCUACGACCAAGAGUCACCGUCUCCUGAGAAGUUGGAGUUGCUGCAGAAAUUAAAGCUUAAGGACUUCAGCACUGUGUUGGUUCUGCAUUGCAAGAAUGCCUACGGUGUCACAAUCACUGCAGAGACGGGCUGGAAGUUGACCUACUCCGGCGACACCAUGCCAUGCGACGCCCUCAUCGAAGCCGGGAAGGGAAGUGACAUUCUCAUUCACGAGGCAACGAUGGAGGACGACUUGGCCGAGGAAGCUGUUAUCAAGACUCACAGCACAACGAGCCAGGCGAUCGAGGUUGGUGAGCGGAUGGGAGCCAAGUUCACCCUGCUGACCCACUUCAGCCAGCGCUACGCCAAGCUGCCCCUCAUCUCAGACAAGUUCCACGGCACUGUGGGCUGCGCUUUUGACCAUAUGCUGGUGCGGCCGAGCGAUUUGCCCGUGCUUCCACUGCUUUUCCCAGCAUUGAAAAGUCUAUUCGCCGAACACUACGAAGAGAUGCAAGAGAAGACAGCAAAGAAGCUACGCCAAAAGGCUCUGCUCAAUGCCUCAACGAAUUCCUCUGACGUUAAGCUCCAAACGUCUGCAUAAUAGCGAUAAUCAAUUUAACUGUGUAGAUAAAGUGUAGUGAAUGCGUGAUGUGUAUGUGAUGCGUUACCAGAAUAUUUGUUUUAUUGACACAUCGUAUGUUGACAGUGUUUCUUAUUUCGUCAUCUUCACGUACAAGAUGUAAAAAAAAUGACGUUGACGAGGAAAUGUUUGAACAAGUAAAAUAAAUGCCGAUACAACCGACCUACAAA